Molecule: messenger RNA, 6893 nt
Organism: Mesoplodon densirostris (Blainville's beaked whale)
Lineage: Eukaryota; Metazoa; Chordata; Mammalia; Artiodactyla; Ziphiidae
Gene: SKIC3
Product: SKI3 subunit of superkiller complex
Exons: 42
Coding region: 176-4864 (1562 amino acids)
Cellular component (GO): Ski complex
Molecular function (GO): protein binding
Source: RefSeq, a predicted model, not a curated record
UGCAGAAGUUGGAGCCGGUAGGCAGUUGAAAUGUUCCCUAGAGAGAGAAAGGAUCAGGGGCCGAGGCUGCUUGUUUUGCGCCGAGCAAGCGUGGCUGAGUGUUAGAUGGAUAAACAUUUAAGGAACAAUCUGAAAUUCAAUUUAAAGAGAAGAUAAAGUGAUAAUAGGUAAAAGCAUGUCCAGCAAGGAAGUAAAGGCUGCUCUAAAAAGUGCUAGAGAUGCAAUCAGAAACAAAGAAUACAAAGAAGCUUUGAAACAUUGUAAGACAGUGUUAAAACAAGAGAAAAAUAACUAUAAUGCCUGGGUUUUUAUUGGUGUUGCUGCAGCCGAGCUAGAACAACCUGAUCAGGCCCAGGGUGCCUAUAAGAAAGCUGCUGAGUUAGAGCCAGACCAAUUACUAGCUUGGCAGGGAUUAGCAAGCUUGUAUGAGAAAUGUAAUCACAUAAAUGCUAAGGAUGACUUACCUGGUGUUUACCAAAAGCUCCUGGAUCUUUAUGAAAGUGUUGACAAACAGAAGUGGUGUGAUGUCUGUAAGAAACUUGUGGAUCUGUAUUACCAAGAAAAGAAACACGUAGAGGUGGCCCGAACAUGGCACAAAUUGAUAAAGACACGGCAGGAAGGAGGUGCAGACAACCAAGAACUUCAUCAGCUAUGGAAGAAAUUGACUCAGUUGCUGGCUGAGAGUACUGAGGAUCAGAAUAAUGAGACCCAACAAUUGCUCUUAACUGCUUUUGAGAAUGCACUGGACUUAUCAGAUAAGAUUCCUAGUGAAGAUCACCAGGUGCUUUAUAGACAUUUCAUUCAAUGUUUAUCCAAAUGUCCUCAUGAGACUGCCAGGUUGAAGAAGGCUUGUGAAGGAAUGAUAAACAUCUAUCCUACUGUACAAUAUCCAUUAGAAGUGCUUUGUUUGCAUUUAAUUGAAACAGGAAGCCUUACUGAUGAGGGAGAACAGUAUUGUUGUAGAUUAGUGGAAAUGGAUUCAAAAAGUGGUCCAGGUCUCAUUGGUUUAGGCAUUAAAGCAUUACAAGACAAAAAGUACGAAGAUGCUGUUAGGAACUUAACAGAAGGGUUAAAGGAAAGCCCUCUCUGCACAGCUGGAUGGUAUCGUCUGGCAGAAGCCCAAGUCAGAAUGCAUAAGCCUAAGGAAGCUAUUCUUUCAUGCAAUCAAGCUCUGAAGAACAUAGAUAAUCUUGGUGUCUCUGGUGGCAAUCUUCAUCAGAAGAAUCUUUGUCUUCAUUUGAAAGCAGAGGCUUUGAUUAAACUCUCAGAUUAUGAAUCUUCAGAGGAAGCAAUUCGUACUCUUGAUCAGGUUUCUGAUGCAAAUAAUAUCCCAGGACUUUUGGUUCUCAAAGGCUUGGCCUAUCUGAACAAAGGCUCAUUAGAUGAAGCUUCAAAGAUUAUGGAAGACCUUCUCUCUUCUUACCCUGACCUAGCUGAAGCUCAUGCCCUGGAGGCUUUGAUUCAUUUUACCAAAAAGGACUAUCUACAAGCAGAAAAAUGUUUUCAGCUAGCUCUUGAGAAAGAUGCUGAAGUUGCUGAAUAUCAUUACCAACUUGGGUUAACGUAUUGGUCUAUGGGCGAAGAAACAAGAAAAGAUAAAACAAAGGCUCUUACCCAUUUUCUAAAGGCUGCCAAACUGGAUACAUACAUGGGCAAAGUUUUCUGCUAUUUAGGUCAUUAUUACAGGGAUGUAGUAGGAGAUAGAAACAGAGCCCGUGGAUGUUACAGGAAAGCUUUUGAAUUAGAUGACACUGAUGCUGAAUCUGGAGCUGCAGCAGUUGACUUAAGUGUAGAGCUUGAAGAGAUGGAAACUGCCUUAGCUAUCCUAACAACAGUCACUCAAAAGGCAAGUGCUGGAGCGGCAAAAUGGGCCUGGCUUAGGCGAGGACUAUACUAUUUAAAAGCUGGUCAACAUUCUCAAGCAGUGGCUGAUUUACAGGCAGCAUUGAGGGCAGACCCAAAGGACUUCAAUUGUUGGGAGUCAUUAGGAGAGGCAUAUUUAAGCAGAGGUGGCUAUACAACAGCCUUGAAAUCCUUCACAAAAGCCAGUGAGCUGAACCCCGAAUCCACAUACAGUGUGUUUAAGGUUGCAGCAAUACAGCAAAUCCUAGGCAAAUAUAAAGAGGCGGUAGCUCAAUACCAGCUGAUCAUUAAAAAGAAAGAAGAUUAUGUGCCUGCUUUGAAAGGUUUGGGUGAAUGCCAUCUCAUGAUGGCAAAAGCAGCUCUAGUCGAUUAUCUUGAUGGGAAAGCUGUAGACUACAUAGAGAAAGCACUGGAAUAUUUUACUCGGGCUCUGCAGCAUCGAGCUGAUGUGUCUUGCCUUUGGAAGCUAGUUGGGGAUGCUUGUACCAGUCUGUAUGCUGUCUCACCAUCUACAGUGAAUGUUAGUGUCUUAGGAGUCCUCCUAGGUCAGAAAGAAGGAAAACAAGUAUUAAAGAAAAAGGAGCUCCUCCAUCUUGGAGGAAGGUGUUAUGGUCGUGCAUUAAAACUGAUGUCUACAUCUAACACGUGGUGUGAUCUUGGAAUUAAUUAUUAUCGCCAAGCACAACAUCUAGCAGAAACAGGCAGCAACUCAAAUGAUCUUCAGGAGCUGUUGGAGAAAUCUUUGCAUUGUCUGAAAAAGGCUGUGAGACUUGACAGUAAUAAUCACUUAUACUGGAAUGCUCUUGGUGUAGUUUCAUGUUACACUGGUAUUAGAAAUUAUGCCCUUGCUCAGCACUGUUUCAUCAAAUCAAUCCAGUCAGAACAAAUUAAUGCUGUUGCAUGGACCAACUUGGGAGUGUUAUACCUUGCAAAUGAAAAGAUCGAGCAAGCUCAUGAAGCUUUCAAAAUGGCUCAAUCCCUUGAUCCAUCUUAUUUAAUCUGCUGGAUUGGACAAGCUCUAAUUGCAGAGACAGUUGCAAGUUAUGACACCAUGGAUCUCUUCAGGCACACUACAGAACUCAGUAUGCACACGGAGGGAGCAAUAGGUUACGCGUAUUGGGUCUGUACAACAUUGCAAGAUAAAAGCAACAGAGACACGGAGCUGUACCAGUACAACAUCCUCCAGAUGAAUGCAAUUCCAGCAGCACAAGUGGUUUUGAGUAAAUACACAGAAAGAAUUCAGAAUUAUGCUCCAGCUUUCACAAUGUUGGGUUACUUAAAUGAACAUCUACAACUGAAGAAGGAAGCAGCAGAUGCAUACCAAAGGGCAAUUUUGUUGUUACAGACUGCAGAAGACAGAGAUGCUUAUAAUGUUACAAUAAGAAAUUAUGGCAGAUUGUUAUGUUCUAUUGGUGAAUAUGAUAAAGCUAUCCAGGCUUUUAAGUCAACACCCCUUGAGGAGUUAGAAGACAUCAUAGGUUUUGGAUUGGCUUUAUUUAUGAAGGGUCUGUAUAAAGAGAGCAGCAAAGCCUAUGAGAGAGCCUUGUCUACUGUUGAAUCAGAGCAAGACAAAGCUCAUAUCUUGACAGCUCUGGCAAUAGCGGAGUAUAAACAAGGAAAAAUGGACGUAGCCAAGACAUUGUUAUUUAAAUGCUCUAUCUUAAAAGAACCAACCACGGAAAGCCUUCAAGCCCUUUGUGCUCUAGGAUUGGCAAUGCAGGAUGCAACACUGUCAAAAGCUGCACUUAAUGAGUUACUGAAGCACUGCAAACAGAAAGACAAUGAUUAUAAGAGAUGGCUUCUUACUUCAGCGAUCUAUGCACUGCAAGGUCGCACUGUGGCAGUGCAGAGACAAGCAUCUAAAGCUGUUCACAGUAACCCAGCUGAUGCUGCUCUUUGGUCUUUGUUGUCCCGAGUAGUUGCUCAGUAUACUCAACGAAAUGCAAAGGGAGGUGCGGUAGCAGGAAAUGUGGCUCAUAUUCUGGACUCAAAUCAUGGAAAGAAGGCAUUACUAUACACUGCAGUAAAUCAGUUGGCUGUGGGAAGCAGUUCAGCAGAUGGUGAGAAAAAUACUGCACUAAAGGCCAUUCAGAAGGCAGCUCUCCUUUCUCCAGGUGAUCCUGCUGUCUGGGCUGGGCUAAUGGCAGCUUGUCAUGCUGAUGAUAAACUGGCCCUAGUGAAGAACACUCAGCCAAAGAGGAUGGAUUUACACUUGGCACUGUUAUCUGCUGUUUCUGCUUCAAACAAAGAAUUCUUUGAAAAUUACAACCAAUCUCUUGAAAAGUGGUCUCUCUCCCAAGCUGUCACUGGUCUAAUAGAUACAAGAAGAAUAGCUGAAGCUGAAGCCCUCUGCACAAAGAAUUUAAAAAGUAACCCUGAUCAGCCAGCUGUUAUCUUACUUUUGAGACAAGUUCAAUGUAAACCACUCCUAGAGUCACAAAAACCUCUCCCAGAUGCUGUACUUGAAGAGCUGCAAAAAACAGUCAUGUCCAACUCAACCUCUGUUCCAGCUUGGCAGUGGCUGGCACACAUAUAUCAGUCCCAAGGAAUGAUGGGUGCUGCAGAGAUGUGUUAUAGGAAGAGUCUACAAGUAGCAUCCCAACAGGGCAGCUGGAGUGGGAAACUCUCAAGCCUGUUGAGACUAGCACUGCUUGCAUUAGAAGUCUGCAUGGCUAAUAUUUCCAGUGAUCACUGGCCAUCCUUGGUUCAAGAAGCUACAACUGAGGCUUUGAAACUUUGCUUUUGUCCGCUGGCUGUCCUUUUACAAGCUUUGUUACAAUUCAAACGCAAAAUGGGAGCAAGAGAGACACGGCGACUUUUAGAGAGAGUGGUGUAUCAGCCUGGGUAUCCCAAAUCUAUUGUUUCAACAGCACGUUGGUACCUUCUGAGACACUUACAUGCCAAAAAUGACUACGAGCUCAUUAAUGUGCUGGUAAACAAUGCCAAAACUCAUGGAGAUACAAGAGCACUGGAACUGAAUGAGAAAUUGUCCUCACAAUAACAAUGCUUUAUUUUAUAGUAAGCAAGCAAAGAAAAAGCUAUUAGGGAGAAUGAAACAAAGAAUCAAGACUUUUCCCCAAAGCAACAUUUAAAAAAACUAUAGUUAUAAUCAUCCAUUCCUUUUUUAAAUCUAAAGACGUUUAAGUUCUUAAGCUAGGGGUAUAAUUUUCCAUAAACUCUUAAUAUAAAUUUAAUUUGAAAAAUAUCUUUGAUUUUGAGAAGUCUAUAAUGAAAGGAAAAAACCAUGGUUCCCUUCGUUGUUCAUUAGUUAUUAGUAAAUCAUUAUUUUCUCUAUCUUGCAUGGUUCAUCAUUGGACUGUUUUUUGGUAAUCCCUUACAAUAAAGCCUUAAUAGCCAUUUGCUAAAUAAUAUGCAAAAGGAGAUUAGCACAAUGCAGAAUUUUAUUUGUUAAACAACAAAUUCAAAGAUUUAAUUCCUUCUGUGAAUUCUAGAGUUCAGCAGACCAACUCAUCUAAAAUCCAGAUAAUCUUAUAACCUGUUUUACUAGUGGUUCAUCUUGGAUUCUGUUGAAGAAGCGUAAUAUAAAUGUUAGGUGAAUCUUAGACUGCUAAUGGAUAUGUUUAUACAAUAAACAGAUUUUUUCCUGUAAUUGAUAUCUAGUCUCAUAGCAUUGUGGUCAGAAAAGAUACUGGAUAUGAUUUCAAUUUUCUUAAAUUUACCAAGGCUUUGUUUGUGACCCAAGAUAUGAUCUAUCCUGGAGAAUGUUCCAUGAGCACUUGAGAAGAAAGUGUGUUCUGUUGUUUUUGGAUGUAAUGUCCUAUAAAUAUCAGUUAAGUCCAUCUUGUUUAAUGUGUCAUUUAAAGCUUGUGUUUCCUUAUUUAUUUUCAUUUUGGAUGAUCUGUCCACUCCCUAACACCAUACACAAAAAUAAACUCAAAAUGGAUUAAAGACCUAAAUGUAAGGCCUGACACUAUAAAACUCUUAGAGGAAAACAUAGGCAGAACACUCUAUGACAUAAAUCACAGCAAGAUCCUUUUUGACCCUCCUCCUAGAAUAAUGGAAAUAAAAAUAAAUGGGACCUAAUGAAAUGUAAAAGCUUUUGCACAGCAAAGGAGACCAUAAACAAGACGAAAAGACAACCCUCAGAAUGGGAGAAAAUAUUUGCAAAUGAAGCAAUGGACAAAGGAUUAAUCUCCAAAAUAUACAAGCAGCUCAUGCAGCUCAAUAUCAAAAAAACAAACAACCCAAUCCAAAAAUGGGCAGAAGACCUAAAUAGACAUUUCUCCAAAGAAGAUAUACAGAUUGCCAACAAACACAUGAAAGAAUACUCAACAUCGUUAACCAUUAGAGAAAUGCAAUUCAAAACCGCAAUGAGGUAUCAUCUCACACCGGUCAGAAUGGCCAUCAUCAAAAAAUCUACAAACAAUAAAUGCUGGAGAGGGUGUGGAGAAGAGGGAACCCUCUUGCACUGUUGGUGGGAAUGUAAAUUCAUACAGCCACUAUGGAGAACAGUAUGGAGGUUCCUUAAAAAACUAAAAAUAGAACUACCAUACGACCCAGGAAUCCCAUUAUUGGGCAUAUACCCUGAGAAGACCAUAAUUCAAAAAGAGUCAUGUACCACAGUGUUCAUUGCAGCUCUAUUUACAAUAGCCAGGACGUGGAAGCAACAUAAAUGUCCAUCGACAGAUGAAUGGAUAAAGAAGAUGUGGCACAUAUAUACAAUGGAAUAUUACUCAGCCAUAAAAAGAAACGAAAUUGAGUUAUUUGCAGUGAGGUGGAUGGACCUAGAGUCUGUCAUACAGAGUGAAGUAAGUCAGAAAGAGAAAAACAAAUCCCGUAUGCUAACACAUAUAUAUGGAAUUAAAAAAAAAAGAAAAUAAUAGGUCAUGAAGAACCUAGGGGCAAGACAGGAAUAAAGACACAGACCUACUAGGGAAGGGGAAGGGUAAGCUGGGACGAAGUGAGAGAGUGGCAUGGACUUAUAUAUAGUAUCAAAUGUAAAAUAGAUAGCUAGUGGGAAGCAACCACAUAGCACAGGGAGAUCAGCUCGGUGCUCUGUGACCACCUAG